AAUCAGUUAUAGUCCGUUCAUAAUGGCGUUCACAACGAGAGCCUUUGUAUUUGUUUUUAUAUUGUUAACGAUAAGCGCAUCACAAGUUGAGAGUGAUUGUGUCUUCGACAGUGAUUGUAGUACUUGGACCGCGAAUAAAUGCUGUAACGGAAAAUGCAAAUACAGCUGUUGUAUUUUUGAUAGGGAUUGCCCAAAUGGAGAAUCUUGUUGCUCUGAUGACAAAUGUUCGUCUAGUUGCAUUGGAAAAUCUUGUUCAUAUAACUCAGACUGUGGUUCGGACGAAUGCUGUGAUGCCGAUGGUACUUGCUCCGUUUAUUGUUAUGAUGGUCUUGCUGGUUGGAUUAUCGCCGUCAUUGUGAUCAGUAUUAUUGUCGUUAUCGUUAUACCCGUUGCAAUUGCAAUAUUUUGUUGUUGUUGUGCUGCUACAGCAGCAGCAUCUUCUACACGACGUGUUCAGGGUGGCGUGAUAGUUGCUGGACCGCCGGCUACAACUGGAACUACAGUCGUUACAAGCAAUCAUCAACAGAAUCAACAAUACUUUAUGCCACAACAGGCGUAUUAUCCCCCAGCUCAAACUUAUCCCAAUCAACAACCACCACCGUAUCAACCCCCUCAACAACCAACUGUAGUGGGAAUGCCAUCCCAACAGCCAGACAAAAAAACAUAUUGAACACUGUGGACAAGCAUUUGUUAAAGAUCGCAAAAAGUCUGUGAGGAGACACUAAAAGUUACUGCUACUUUGAUUAUUAGUUGUAGAUUUAUCAUACUUGGUGAUAAAAAUAAAAAUAACACUGUGA
Xenia sp. Carnegie-2017 is the source of this 797-nucleotide messenger RNA. Its product is annotated as protein shisa-5-like. The record is from RefSeq and is a predicted model, not a curated record. Lineage: Eukaryota; Metazoa; Cnidaria; Anthozoa; Malacalcyonacea; Xeniidae. The transcript has a single exon. Bases 23 to 670 code for a protein of 215 amino acids.